AUGGGACUCUCCCGGAAGGAACGGGUCUUCGUAGCCCUCUUGGGGAUCGCAGCAGCCUCGGGCCUCACCAUGCUCCUGCUCAUCCUGGUGAAGGCCACCAACGUCUUCCUGCCUGCAGACACCAAGUUUGGAAUCGUGUUUGAUGCCGGCUCCUCCCACACAUCCCUGUUUGUGUACCAGUGGCCAGCAAACAAGGAGAAGGACACGGGAGUGGUCAGUCAGACCCUGGCUUGCCAGAUAGAAGGCCCUGGGAUCUCUUCCUACGCCUCUGACCCAACACAGGCUGGGGAAAGCCUGAAGAGCUGCCUGGAGGAGGCGCUGGCACUGAUCCCACAGACCCAGCAUCAAGAGACACCCACAUUCUUGGGGGCCACAGCAGGAAUGAGGCUGCUCAGCCAGAAGAACAGCUCUCAGGCAAGAGACAUCCUAGCUGCAGUCUCCCUGACACUAAACAAGUCUCCUGUGGAUUUUUGGGGUGCCGAGAUCCUGGCGGGGCAGGAUGAAGGUGCCUUUGGUUGGAUCACCAUCAACUAUGUCCUGGGGAUGCUCCUCAAGUAUUCCUCUGGACAGUGGAUUCUGCCUGAAGACAGGAUGCUGGUUGGUGCUCUGGACCUGGGUGGAGCCUCCACCCAGAUCAGCUUCGUGCCUCAGGGCCCCAUCCUGAACCAGAGCAACCAGGUUACCUUCCGUCUGUACGGGGCCAACUACAGUGUCUAUACUCACAGCUACCUCUGUUUUGGGCGGGACCAGGUCCUGAUAAGGCUCCUGGCUGAGCUGGCACAGGUUAGACUGAACAGCUCAGAACCCCGGGUCCAACACCCAUGCUACCAUAGCGGCUACCAGGCCACACUGUCACUGGCCCCGGUGUAUGAGUCACCCUGUGUCCACACUACAGAUUCCCUGAACCUCACUCAGAACCUCACGGUUGAAGGGACAGGCAACCCCAGGGACUGUGUGGCGGCCCUCCGAAAUCUCUUCAAUUCCUCCAGCUGUAAGGACCAAGAUUGUGCUUUCAAUGGAGUCUACCAGCCUCCUGUAUAUGGCCAGUUCUAUGCAUUUUCCAACUUCUACUAUACUUUCCACUUCCUGAACCUCACCUCCAGGCAGCCGCUGAACAUUGUCAAUGACACCAUCUGGAAGUUCUGUCAGACACCCUGGGAACUGGUGGAAACCAGCUACCCCGGGCAGGAGCGCUGGUUACGGGACUACUGUGCCUCAGGCCUGUACAUCCUCGUAUUGCUGCUGGAGGGUUACAAAUUCAGCGAGGAGACCUGGCCCAACAUCCAGUUCCAGAAGCAGGCAGGUGGCAUGGACAUUGGCUGGACACUGGGCUACAUGCUGAACCUCACGGGCAUGAUUCCAGCAGAGGCACCCACCCAGUGGCGGGCACAGAGCUACAGCAUCUGGACAGCCGGAGUGGUGUUUGCAGUGCUGACCCUCGUGGCCAUUCUAGGAGCAGCUGCAGUCCAGCUCUUCUGGACCCAGGACUAA
This is a messenger RNA of Chionomys nivalis (European snow vole), 1491 nucleotides long. It is a transcript of the gene Entpd8, whose product is annotated as ectonucleoside triphosphate diphosphohydrolase 8. Gene Ontology annotation, molecular function: UDP phosphatase activity; GDP phosphatase activity. The record is from RefSeq and is a predicted model, not a curated record. NCBI's taxonomy places the organism in Eukaryota, Metazoa, Chordata, Mammalia, Rodentia, Cricetidae. Gene Ontology annotation, biological process: nucleoside diphosphate catabolic process. The transcript has 9 exons. Gene Ontology annotation, cellular component: plasma membrane. Bases 1 to 1491 code for a protein of 496 amino acids.